Molecule: messenger RNA, 1989 nt
Organism: Bipolaris oryzae ATCC 44560
Lineage: Eukaryota; Fungi; Ascomycota; Dothideomycetes; Pleosporales; Pleosporaceae
Exons: 4
Molecular function (GO): ATP hydrolysis activity; ATP binding
Source: RefSeq, a predicted model, not a curated record
CCGUCCUGGCUAGACGCCCAGGAUGGUCAUUUCGAACUUAAGGGUGACACACCAAUUUCGAACCUGAAGACCUAUCUCAAGCGCCACGAUGAUAUUGUCUUCGUCCCUUUCAAAGAUUAUGACGAAGGUACAAAACUUUCGGCGGCCACUGAAUUAGCUGAAGACGAUUUUUUGCCACAGCCACAACCCUCGAAAGAAGCGGUGAUGCUGACCUCGCCGCGAAUGGUUUCUGCUAUGGAAAAGUUCUUGAGUGCUAUUUCAGGUUUCAAGGAGUCGUUUCCCGAGUUUGAUCCAACCAAGGAAAUUCAUGAGCCAUAUCUGUUCUGGUUUUUCUUUCGAACUAAUAUGGAAGAAGCACUGGGAUCAUUGUCUACGGAGGAAAGGGGGAUGGUUAAACUUUUCCAGGAUUGGGUUGAGGGCUCAUACGGGGAAGAGUGGGACUAUGUGAAUUCUGAGUUUGAGAAGGGUAUGGUAUGUCCGAUAUCAGUAAAGUACCUGAUUCGUCCUGGCGACGUCCUGUCACGCAAAGACACGCUACAAGGCCGGGCAAAACUCUUAACUCAUGGGCUUCAACUGAACGAACAAUGCACGGAGACAUCGGAGGCUCCUGCAGAGAAGGCUCCUAAAGAAGAUUAUCUAUGGACCAUCGAAUCAUGGUCUUGGUCAUUUGAUGGCGAGUUUAAAAAGGCAGCGAAGGUUCUUGAUCUCAAAAUUACUGCUCCCACAGAGAGGAACAUGAUCCCCAUCACUUCUUUGGAGGUUUUCCCCCUCAAAUACGACGACACAGGUCUGAAAGCUCGACUCAAGAAAAGGGGCGAGAUAUUUUGGAAAUGUCGAGAAAGAUAUUUAGUUUCAUGUGUUGAUCAUUAUGAAGACGAGAUGAGUGUGGAAAGAGACAGAUAUAUGGUUGAUGUGGCUACCUACUUUCAAUAUAGGAAGAAAAAGCGUGAGAAAAGUCAAUUUGAAGGUCCACAGAACCCCGAAAACGAUGCAGAAGACAUAGCCUUGACAUCGCGUUUUCGCGCAACGAAGCGGGGUGAUAUGCUCGAAUCGACACUAAAACUAGAAAAAUUCCCGGAUACCUUGGAGCUGCUCGUAUUCCCGAGAUCGGUCGUGUCGUAUGAUCUCAGACGUAAGCGUUGGAUUGAUCUCCAAGUGGACCAUAUUCGAGACGUAGUUUGGAAUACACAAGCGUUUGAAAGUCUAGCAAUCGACGAUGAUGCCAAAGAGCUACUUGAAGCCGUAGUUACGAACCAAAUCGUAUCAUCCAAAGGCACGGAUAUUAUCGCCGACAAAGGCAAUGGCCUUAUCAUCUUGUUACACGGCGGCCCGGGCACAGGAAAAACGUUUACAGCAAAGAGUAUGGCGGAUUUUUCAAAGAAACCUCUGUACCGUGUCACAUGUGGUGAUAUUGGAACAAACCCAGAGCAAGUCGAGACUUACCUCGAGUCCGUCCUUCAUCUGGGUCUUACAUGGGACUGUGUAGUCCUGUUGGAUGAAGCCGAUGUUUUCUUAGAAGAGCGAGGACAAUCCGAUUUAGUACGAAAUGCCUUGGUAUCAGUGUUCCUACGCGUUCUGGAGUACUAUCAGGGCAUUCUGGUACUCACUUCCAAUCGGGUGGGCACUUUCGACGAAGCUUUCAAAUCACGAAUCCAGUUGACUCUACAUUACGACAAGCUCAACACCGCGCAGCGUCGCAAAAUUUGGCGGAACUUCAUCCAACGGCUCAAGACUCUGGGUGAUAACAAUGUCGAGUUUGAUGACAUACACGAUCAUAUCGAUGAUUUGGUCACGCGGGAGAUGAACGGGCGACAGAUUCGCAACGUCAUCACGACUGCACGUCAGUUGGCACAGUAUCGCGGCAAGAAGCUCUGCUAUGCGCAUUUGCAACAUGUCAUCGGAAUCGCGAACAAGUUUGAUACAUACAUACAGAAUGUCAAAGAGGGGUUCACAGAAGACCAACUCGCGAGAGAUGCGGGCUUCCGGUAA